Effrenium voratum is the source of this 754-nucleotide messenger RNA. Lineage: Eukaryota; Dinophyceae; Suessiales; Symbiodiniaceae. The record is from the annotation of a GenBank genome assembly.
GCAGUUUCGCAGUCAAGGGCCUCAUCCAAAGACACGGUGACGGCCAUGGCGAGUGAUGAGACGGUGGAACAAGCCUUGCAGCGGAUCGCCGAGAAGUUUCAGGCAGAGACGGGCGCCGCGGACUUUGCGAAGCUGACAAAUCACGUCAUCGCGACCUUGAAGGAUAAGGACUCUCGCGCCCGAGGAGUGGAAAGCCUGAUCCAGCUGCAGGAUCAACUGCAUGUAGCCCGACGCCUCGGGAACUAUGUGGAGGAGGCCAAUUUGGUGGAGUCCAUUGCAGGAAGGAUGCGCACGGAUGACGCGUACUCCCUGCAGUCUGCGCUGCCCGUGGUCCAGGCCGAGCAAUCGGAGGAGAUGAAGGAGAUGAUCCGGCAGAUGCAGAAAGCAGACCUCGCCUCGAGACCCUAUGAGUUCAUCAACGCCGCGGACUCAGAAGAGAUCACGGUGAACAUCAAGGUGCCACCUGCAACACAAAUGAAGGACGUGACGGUGAAGCUGACUGCCGCCAACAUCCGAGUGGAGGUGAAGGGCCAUGAGCUGCAACCCUGCAUCGACGGGGCCUUCUACCAGCCAGUGGACCCGGCCGGCUGCGAUCAUCACCUGGAGGGCUCCGGUGAGAAGCGGACCUUGGUCCUGGAUAUCGAGAAGAAGACGAACGGCUUGAAAUGGCCCGAUCUGCUGGGCUACGGGGCUUGAGCUUUUGGCGGUUGUCCAGUGGCACCCCUUUGCCCUUUAACUUGAGCUCCCUACAACC